AGGGUGCAAAGUGCGAUUAAACCAUUAAUGAUGUUGCAUCACUAAAUUGUACACUUUGACAAAGAAAAUACAGAAGGUCAAACUUGAAUAUUUCGAACCGGGUCAGUUUCAUUCGGGUCAUAGAUAAAUUUCAAUCGGGUUCACCAUUGUCGAAUCGGGUCACCCUAACAAAUGGGUCAAUUCGGGCAACUCGGGCGGGACCUCCGAUUUUAAAACUCAGCUCACUCUUCUCCGAUUUAUACCCCUCCAUUAAUUUAUCCAUUUUUUUUUUAAAUUCUGGAUUUAGUUUCUUCUCUCACACACACUCAGUGUAUUUCAAUUCAACAGCACACACACAGACACUGAGUACAAUACUACCGCACAAAUUUAUAGUUGGAAUCAACGUUCGCCGUCGCCGGCGGUGUUAGAUCCGUUGAUUAUUCACUUGAAUCAGUUUGCAAUUCGAUUCAUUCAUUUGUACUGAAAAGUUUCCGAUUAGGUCUGCGAAGAAUUCAAUUCCAUGAAGAUCUACUAGGGCGGGCGCUAAUUUACAAAACCCUAGGGUUUGGUGAUUAACUUCGAUAAUGCAAGGCUCAUCGGGCUCGGCGGCGCAGCCCGACGCAAUAUUGGAAUGGCUUCAGAAGGAAAUGGGUUACAGGCCUCUCGGCCCGUACGCAUCGUCCGCUAAGGCCUCUGCGCCCACUGCGGAAUCUCUCCGCAAAAUUUGCCGUGGGAACAUGAUUCCGGUGUGGAGUUUUUUGCUGAAGCGGGUGAAGUCGGAGAAGACGGUGGAGAAUAUUCGGAGGAAUAUUCUCGUUCAUGGUGCGGACGACGGUGAUAAAGUGAGGAGAAAGGGCAAAUCUGGAGUGGGCAAGGAAGAGAGUAGCAGCGCUAGUACCAGGGAGAUGGCAUUGCAAGAGAGAGAGUCGGCGGAGAAGGAAGUGGAGAGGUUGAGGCAGAUUGUGAGGCGGCAGCGCAAGGAGUUGAAGGCUAGGAUGAUCGAGGUCUCGAGGGAGGAGGCCGAGCGUAAGCGUAUGCUCGACGAGCGGUCAAAUUACAGGCACAAGCAGGUGAUGUUGGAAGCUUAUGACCAACAGUGUGAUGAAGCAGCAAAAAUAUUUGCUGAGUACCAUAAACGCCUUCGGUACUAUGUAAACCAAGCUAGGGAUUCUCAGAGGUGUAGCGUUGACUCCUCUAUUGAAAUGGUGACUAGCUUUCCAGCAAAUAAUGAGAAGGAUUUGUAUUCAACAGUCAAAGGCAACAAACCUGCGGAUGAUGUCAUUCUGAUCGAGACAACAAAAGAAAGAAAUAUCCGGAAAGUGUGUGAAUCUCUUGCGUCGCAGAUGUCCGAAAAAAUUUGUAGCUCAUUUCCAGCUUAUGAAGGAAGUGGAAUCCAUGCAAAUCCUCAAUUGGAAGCCGCAAAAUUAGGCAUUGAUAUUGAUGGCGAUUUACCUACUGAAAUUAAAGAAUUGAUUGCUGAUUGUCUGAAAAGUCCGCCUCACUUACUGCAAGCAAUCACUUCAUACACCCAACGGUUAAAAAUUCUGAUCACUAAGGAAAUAGAAAAAAUCGAUGUAAGAGCUGAUGCAGAAGCAUUAAGGUACAAGUAUGAGAACGACAGAAUAAUUGAGGCUUCUUCUAUGGACAUAAGCUCACCAUUGCAGUAUCAUCUUUAUGGUAAUGGAAAGAUCGGAGGUGAUGCUCCUCCAAGAGGGACUGAAAAUCAACUUCUAGAGAGACAGAAAGCACACGUACAACAAUUCUUGGCCACCGAAGAUGCACUGAAUAAAGCUGCAGAAGCUAGAAAUAUGAGUCAACUGCUCUUGAAACGUCUCCAUGGAAGUGGUGAUGCAGUUUCCUCCCACUCUCUUGUCACUGCAGGAACAUCACAGAAUAUGAGCAGCCUGAGACAACUUGAGUUAGAGGUUUGGGCCAAGGAAAGAGAGGCUGCUGGAUUGCGUGCUAGCCUGAAUACACUGAUGUUGGAAGUACAUCGCUUGGAUAAAUUAUGUGCUGAGAGGAAGGAAGCUGAAAAUUCUUUAAGAAAGAAGUGGAAGAAGAUUGAAGAGUUUGAUGCUCGCAGAUCUGAGUUGGAAUCAAUCUACAAAGCGUUACUGAAGGCAAACAUGGAUGCUGCUUCUUUUUGGAAUCAGCAGCCGUUAGCUGCAAGGGAGUAUGCAUCAAGCACUAUACUUCCUGCAUGCAACGUUGUCGUGGACUUAUCAAACGAUGCACAUGAUCUGAUUGAUAAGGAAGUUGCAGCCUUCUAUCGAACUCCUGAUAAUAGCAUUUACAUGCUUCCGUCAACUCCUCAGGCACUUUUAGAGUCAAUGAGUACAAAUGGCUCUUCAGGCCCCGAAGCAGUUGCUAAUGCUGAGAGGACUGCGUCUGUGCUUACAGCUAGAGCUGGUGCAAGAGAUCCUUCUGCUAUUCCUUCUAUAUGCCGCAUUUCUGCUGCCCUUCAGUAUCCCGCUGGUUUAGAUGGUUUGGAUACUGGUUUAGCAUCCGUUCUGGAGUCCAUGGAGUUUUGUUUAAAGCUUCGUGGUUCUGAGGCUUGUGUAUUGGAAGACUUGGCAAAGGCAAUUAAUUUGGUUCAUGUUCGAAGGAACCUUGUAGAGAGUGGUCAUGCUUUGCUAAAUCAUGCUCAUCGUGCACAGCAAGAAUACGAUAGGACAACAAUCUACUGCCUGAAUUUGGCAGCUGAACAAGAGAAAACCGUUACAGAAAAAUGGAUACCUGAACUAAGCAAUGCAAUUUUAAAUGCUCAAAAAUGUCUCGAAGACUGCAAAUACGUCAGAGGCUUGCUUGACGAGUGGUGGGAACAACCAGCAGCUACAGUGGUUGAUUGGGUUGCUGUCGAUGGAGAAAACGUAGCUGUGUGGCAAAAUCACGUGAAGCAGCUUCUAGCAUUUUAUGAAUAAUAGUGAAUAUACUACAACACCGAAUGAAAUUCUGCCAUUUGCUCCAAUUGUUUUCCACUUCCCAUGCUGGUAUUAUUCACUACACAAUUCGAAUUGGAGACUUGAUCAUAUAAAUUAGCAGCGUCGGGCGAUUGUGGAUAUGUUUUUCUUUUUUUUUUUUUUACUGAAGAAGGGAGGAAAAGGAUGUGUGUACAGUUAGGUUGUUUGUAAUAGACUGAAAUGUGAAACGUAUUUGAUUGAUUUUACGAUUUUCUUGUAAGGAUGGUUCUUCUUUGUAGAUGGAAGAAUCUCUUCGAUUAUUUUAGUUUUCCCGAGUUAGCUGAUUUUCGAGGUUUGAUUGUUGCAAUCGGCACUAGUGUGGUCUUAUUCUCCUAUGUACUAUAAUACUAUAUAGUAAUGUUAUCUUUGUGACUCGUGA
Molecule: messenger RNA, 3318 nt
Organism: Erythranthe guttata (spotted monkey flower)
Lineage: Eukaryota; Viridiplantae; Streptophyta; Magnoliopsida; Lamiales; Phrymaceae
Gene: AUG5
Product: HAUS augmin-like complex subunit
Biological process (GO): spindle assembly
Cellular component (GO): spindle microtubule; HAUS complex
Source: RefSeq, a predicted model, not a curated record